CAUCAGAAGAAAUUGACAAUUGCAAUUGAUCGGCUAACACGUGCCCUUUCUCGUCAGGCAGCGGCUAAUCCAACCUCACGCCUGCAGCACAAUCCACUUCCUGUUGCCUCUUCAUCCGCAUCUUUCGUCGCUUCCACCCCAACUGUUGCUUGCUCCUCCAACGCCCCAAAUGUCGGGCCUUUGUCACAGCCUUCAUCUAUGCUUCUACAGCCGCAUUUGCGAACCAUAUACUCGGCGCCAAAUGAGGCCGACGCUUUGGAGAGCAUUAUUCCUCCUUCGACGCAUAAUAUGAAGCUUGGAAGGCCAAGUUGCGGAGCUAACUGCACACCAGCCAAGGAUAUUUUCCUGCCUGACUUUCAUUCAUCCUCGCCUGGGCAAAGAGAUACAUUGCGUCUUUACAUCUAG
Protopolystoma xenopodis is the source of this 405-nucleotide messenger RNA. Lineage: Eukaryota; Metazoa; Platyhelminthes; Monogenea; Polystomatidea; Polystomatidae. The record is from the annotation of a GenBank genome assembly.